Messenger RNA from Branchiostoma floridae (Florida lancelet), 507 nucleotides. Its product is annotated as blastula protease 10-like. Bases 1 to 507 code for a protein of 168 amino acids. The record is from RefSeq and is a predicted model, not a curated record. Gene Ontology annotation, molecular function: chitin binding. The transcript has 3 exons. Lineage: Eukaryota; Metazoa; Chordata; Leptocardii; Amphioxiformes; Branchiostomatidae.
AUGCAGGGACUGUCCCGAGGUGUGCCCAAUCGCGCACAGUUCUGGACACACAGGGGACCUUGCCCCAUACUGUGCUUUGGGGUGGAGCUUAGUGUUUUAGGUCCUAAGAAGUGGCGUGAUGACGAGCGAUGCGGGCACGGCUACCUUGCUGAAGACGGUAACCCUGCUGAAUGCAACCCUGACGGGAUUCACCCAUGCUGCUCCGCGCACAAAUGGUGCGGCAACACUGCGGCCCACUGUGACUGUUCGGCCUGUGUCGACUACAGAGACUCAGAUACUACAGUUUGCGAGAGCCUAACGACUGACACCGGGACCUUCACCAGCCCGAACUACCCAAACAACUACCCUAACGAUCUGACCUGCCGGUACGAGAUCUCCGUCACCCCACCCAAGGUCAUCAGACUGACAUUCACAGAGCUUGACCUUGAGGACGGUCAUGACUGGGUGUAUGUGUAUGAUGGAAGCACAACUUAUCCCGCAGGUGAGAAACCAAAAAUUCUUUUGUAA